AUGGAGAACCAUCGCAACGCGAGAAGUGGAGAGGAGGCAAGGAGACAGACGAUGGGGAAGGAAGGCCGAAUUCGCGAGGCGUACCCCUCAUUGUUUGUUCUGUUUCAACGCAUGCGCGACUCUCUGUACCUUCCGAAAUACCAAGAAGUGAUCGCCGCGAUCCAAGCGGACCUCGACGAGGCCGAGAAGCGUGGAGCGGCUCCUUCAGGUAGUUCUGUCGCGGUCGACAGAGAGACGGAGAAGAACGAACGUCCGAGACGUCUUGUGGAGUUCAAUGGAGACGAAGAAGGCGUCGGAGAAGGCAAAGCGCGAGCGAAAGCAGAAGCCUGCGGGUGCCCGGAAGGUGAACGCGAAGGAGACGACAUUAGAGAGCAGAGAACCCGCAUUUUCGAAAACAAAGAGACCGCAAAAGACACAGAAGUUGCUGCGGGGACUCCGGACGAGGCCUGGUGGUGGCUCUGCUCAAACCCCCCGUCCUUCCCGUUCUACGAGGUGUACACUCAAGAACUCAUUGACCUUCUCGCUGCGUAUCUGCAUCGACGCAUUUGCGAGAGAUUCAGGGCGGCAGAACUUCGCGGAAACGGCUGUGAAAGUGAAGGGGUGCAUUUCCCUCUUGCACAAAGAAAGAAACAGGAAUCUCAGGAAAAAACAAGUCCUCCAGAAACGCAUGAGAGACGCAGACAAGCUGCAUUGUCUCCUCUUCGAGUGCUGGAAAUCGGAGCCGGCACCGGAUUGCUUGCUCGCCAUCUCACUACCGCGCUGGAUUCUCUUCUUCUUCGGCAUCCUCCUCACGAAUCCCCUUGCUGUCCUUGUUGCUCUGCUUCUGUUCCUUCCUCGUCUGUUUCUUCUGGUUUUUCUCCUUCUUCGUCUUCUUUUUCUUGUGCAGUCGAGAGAGAGAUGCGGACAGCGGCGACUGGUGGCUGUAAGCACUUGAACUUGACGUCGGACCAUGAACCUGGCUGUGGAGAGGGGAGGGACGCGGAGAAAGAGUAUUUCCCUGGAAAAGGAAAGUGGUACUCGUACCUGGCGAGUGAGGCGCGCAGAGACCUCAGGUGUCUGUACAGGCGAGUGGUUUUCGGAGAUUUCCGCGAGUUGCUUGCCUCCUACAUGCCGCACAUUUGCAUUUGUUCGUGGAUGCCGUUCAACAUCGACUGGACAGGGAUAUUUCGAAACUUCUCGCGCGUUCAAGAGGUGAUGUGGGUCGAGGAAAAACGGAGCAUGUGUCUCCGUCCACCAGGCGAGGCAACAGAGAGAGGCACAGAGCGACAGGAAUCUUGUCGCCAGCCUAACAGCGGGACUCAAACAAAUUCUGAACGCGCUGCUGUCGCCUCCGAACAGGCCUUUUCGUCUUUGCCGAGUUGUAGAGAGAACGACGAGGAAGCAGUCGACACGUGCGGCGGACGGGAAGAGAAGAAGCAGACGGGAGUGGAGGACUAUGUUCUGAUUGGUCAUGCCGAAUUCGGCCUUGUUGGCAAGCCGAUGGAGACGUGGGGUUUACGAUUGCCGGCGCAUGUCCAUUUGCCACAAGGAGUAGAGUUCCGUCGACAGGACAUAACAUGUUCAGGUGAGUCGUCUGACGCUGAAGGAAAGUCGGAACUGCCCCUCCAAGAGCGCAAACGGCAACGGGACAGGGACUCGGGCAUUCAACGGGAUCGCGAUUUCGAGGGGGGUGGUAGGUUGCAGAGGGUUGCUGUGUCUUCUGGGGUGGAAACUGGUGGCAUCAGUCCUGCAGGAAGAAGGCGUUUGUGGAUGAACGUAGGAGACGAAAAAACACACGGAACACCCUUUUGCGACAGAUGUAGCGACAUCGGACAGGAUUGUCCAUUAGCGGUGCGGGCUACGGAGACUGAAGAGGAAAUCGGCAAAGGUGUGGAGUCAACAGGCGCAGACGAGUCUGCUUUGCACAGUGAGAUGCAUCAAGCGAACGGUCACGGCGAGGCUGGCGGAGACUGUGUGGAAGAAGGGGAAGAAACUGCCACACUGUUGCCUCUACAGGAAAGGCUGUAUUGGCGAGACGGAUACACGCGUGUGCAUCUCGGAGGUUCAGAUGAGAUUUUCCAAUGCAGCAGGUUCGACGCUGUAGAGAGCCUCGCAAAUGGUGGUGCGAGCAGCUCCAGGGUUUCUAUUUUUAGGAAACGCAGAGUGUAA
Toxoplasma gondii ME49 is the source of this 2148-nucleotide messenger RNA. RefSeq lists its product as hypothetical. Bases 1 to 2148 code for a protein of 715 amino acids. The transcript is spliced from 3 exons. The record is from RefSeq and is a predicted model, not a curated record. Lineage: Eukaryota; Apicomplexa; Conoidasida; Eucoccidiorida; Sarcocystidae.